This is a messenger RNA of Drosophila sechellia, 1160 nucleotides long. RefSeq names its product malate dehydrogenase, mitochondrial. The record is from RefSeq and is a predicted model, not a curated record. Lineage: Eukaryota; Metazoa; Arthropoda; Insecta; Diptera; Drosophilidae. Gene Ontology annotation, molecular function: L-malate dehydrogenase (NAD+) activity. Gene Ontology annotation, biological process: tricarboxylic acid cycle; malate metabolic process. Gene Ontology annotation, cellular component: mitochondrion; cytoplasm. The transcript has a single exon. The coding region runs from base 50 to 1099 and encodes 349 amino acids.
GUGUCAACAGUUGGAAUCCGGCAACAAUAUUCAUUAUAUUCUGAGCAAAAUGUUGUUACUGAAAAGUCUUAAAAGCCAGGCAAAACUAGCUGCAUGCCGAGCUGUGGUCCGCACUUUAAAGGUCGCCGUUGUGGGUGCCGGAGGAGGAAUUGGACAACCGCUAUCGCUUCUGCUCCGUCGCAGUCCUGGAAUCGAUGAGCUGGCUCUACAUGAUCUAAGCGAAAUGAAGGGCAUUGCUGCGGAUCUAUCCCAUAUUAGCCAAACGGGAAAGGUGAUAGGUUUUACCGGAGAACAGGAACUAGAGUCGGCGGUGAGUGGAGCUGAUGUGGUGGUCGUGGCCGCAGGAAUGCCACGUCUGCCAGGAAUGCAAAGGGAUCACCUGAUGGCUGCCAAUGGAAAUAUUGCAGUGAAAGUUGCCACUGCCAUUAGCAAUGCCUCUCCACGAGCUCAUCUUGCCUUUAUCACCAAUCCCGUCAACAUGAUUGUGCCCACCGCAGCUGAGGUUCUUAAGGCCCAUGGAACUUUUGAUUCUCGACGACUCUUCGGUAUUACGACUCUGGAUGUGGUGCGAUCGAAAAAGUUCAUUGGUGAUUCUAUGAACAUAUCUCCGAAUGAAGUUAACAUUCCAGUUAUUGGUGGCCAUGCGGGGAUUACAAUUCUACCGCUCAUUUCGCAGUGUCAGCCGAAAUAUAGAUGUGAUCCCCAGGAGAUUCAGAAACUAACUCAUCGCAUUCAGGAGGCGGGCACCGAGGUGGUGAAUGCCAAAGCUGGAAAAGGAUCUGCCACCCUAUCGAUGGCUUAUGCUGGCGCUACUUUCGUGGACUCCCUGCUGCGUGGAAUUGCUGGACAGGAGGGUCUAAUCGAGUGCGCCUUUGUCGCCUCCAAGCUAACCGACGCCCCAUUCUUCGCUAGUCCAUUGGAAUUGGGAAAGGAUGGUAUCAAGCGCUAUAUACCACUUCCACAGAUGAGCGACUACGAAAAGGAGGCUUUGGAAAAGCUACUACCUAUUCUACGACAGAAUGCCGACGAGGGUGUCAAUUUUGCCAAAACGAUUUUGAGUGGACAAUCACAUUCUCCCAUUCCAGCGGCCUUGCCGUAAGCAAAUAAAAUAUGUUUUACUGUAUUAUCUACUUACUAAUAAAGGAAAAGGUAUCUAUAGA